Messenger RNA from Blumeria graminis f. sp. triticale, 393 nucleotides. The record is from the annotation of a GenBank genome assembly. Lineage: Eukaryota; Fungi; Ascomycota; Leotiomycetes; Helotiales; Erysiphaceae.
AUGAAAAUCUCAGCUCUUUUUUCUGUUGCAGCUCUGUUGAGCCAGUCAAUGACUGUACUUGGCUAUUUAUUCUACCGGUGUGGAAACGACUACAUUACUGAGAGAGCAUUAAUCAAUCAAAUUAGCAUGGAACAUAAAAAACUGACAGGUCAAGGGUCGAGUGCUGAUAGUUUCCCAGGGGGAAGGGCAACCGCUGAAGUAACCUUCUGGGAACCUUCUAUAUCGAAUCCAGGUACUUACCUCGAUAUCAAGGUGAAAUUUGAUAUUUACAGACAAAUGCUUUCCUUCGAAGUUUCAUCUUCGGGAAAGAGAAUUCCCUGUGAGGGAGAUUACGGUGCAGAAAUUCCCGAAGAGGAUCUAGAGGUUUCCGACGAACCUUAUUAUGCCAACUAA